AUAAAGUUUCCAUUCACUGUGGGACUGCCAAUGUUUGGGGAUUGCAAUGAAAGCUUGCAACCAUAAAAUUUAAAUUGGUACUUAACUGUGAAGCCCAGAGACUAUCAGACACACCCUGAUGCAGAUCAGCUUUAUCCAGUAGCAUCUUCACUUGCUUUACUCCUGGUUUUUCCUGGACAGAUUUCCUCAAGUGACUGAGGGAAACCAGAGAUGGAAAGGGCCAACAGCAGCUCCCUGGAGGGCUCCAUUCUGUUGGGUGUGUCUGACCAUCCCCAGCUGGAGAUGAUCUUUUUUGUCAUCAUCCUCUUCUCCUACUUGCUGACCCUAGUUGGGAACUCAACCAUCAUCCUGCUUUCCAGCCUGGAUGUCCAGCUCCACACACCCAUGUACUUCUUCCUCAGCAACCUCUCCUCCCUGGACCUUGCCUUUACUACUAGCUCUGUCCCCCAGAUGCUAAUCAACUUAUGGGGAUCAGACAAGACCAUCAGCUAUGGUGGCUGUGUGACCCAACUCUAUGUUUUCCUCUGGCUAGGGGCUACUGAGUGCAUCCUGCUGGUGGUGAUGGCGUUUGACCGCUACGUCGCAGUGUGCCGGCCCCUGCACUAUGCCACCAUUGUGAACCCUCGGCUCUGCUGGCUGCUGGCUGCCAUUGCCUGGCUGGGAGGCUUGGGCAACUCUGUGAUCCAGUCAACAUUCACCCUGCAGCUCCCUCUGUGUGGGCAUCGGCGUGUGGACAACUUCCUGUGUGAGGUGCCUGCUAUGAUCAAACUGGCCUGUGGAGACACAAGUCUCAAUGAAGCCAUGCUCAACGGUGUCUGCACCUUCUUCACGGCUGUCCCACUAAGCAUCAUCCUGAUCUCCUACUGCUACAUAGCUCAGGCAGUGCUGAAGAUCCGCUCGGCCGAGGGACGGAGAAAGGCCUUUAACACGUGCCUCUCCCAUCUGGUGGUGGUGCUGCUCUUCUACGGCUCAGUGUAUGGGUAUCUGCUUCCAGCUAAGUCCAGCAACCAGGACCAGGGCAAAUUCAUUUCUCUCUUGUACUCUGUGGUCACACCCACGGUGAACCCUCUCACCUACACGCUGGGGAACAAGGAGGUGAAGGGGUCACUGAGGAGGCUGCUGGGGAGGGGAAGGGAAAUCAGCUGA
This is a messenger RNA of Camelus dromedarius (Arabian camel), 1146 nucleotides long. Its product is annotated as olfactory receptor 2C1. The record is from RefSeq and is a predicted model, not a curated record. Gene Ontology annotation, molecular function: G protein-coupled receptor activity; olfactory receptor activity. Gene Ontology annotation, biological process: G protein-coupled receptor signaling pathway; detection of chemical stimulus involved in sensory perception of smell. NCBI's taxonomy places the organism in Eukaryota, Metazoa, Chordata, Mammalia, Artiodactyla, Camelidae. Gene Ontology annotation, cellular component: plasma membrane.